This is a messenger RNA of Anopheles darlingi, 976 nucleotides long. Its product is annotated as peritrophin-1-like. Bases 120 to 791 code for a protein of 223 amino acids. The record is from RefSeq and is a predicted model, not a curated record. The transcript is spliced from 2 exons. Gene Ontology annotation, molecular function: chitin binding. Gene Ontology annotation, cellular component: extracellular region. NCBI's taxonomy places the organism in Eukaryota, Metazoa, Arthropoda, Insecta, Diptera, Culicidae.
AUCAGCGCCACGUCGGUGGCUAUAAAUGAGUGCGAGUCUAUCAAAGAUGAUAGAUUCUCUAUCUGGAACUGCACAUCAGUUCCGUUCCGUCCGUUUGCACACAACGUAAGCGAAAAGCGAUGGUUCUUGUGCUUGGUUUUAGCUUGCUGUCCACACUGUUGGCCAGCAGCACGGCCAGCAGCGGCAUCCUUCCAGUGGAUUGUUCGAAUGCACAGCCGGAUGGCACCACGCACCAUCUGGCCCAUCCAACGAGCGAUUGUCGGCGGUACAUUGUUUGCGCUGGUACGAGAAAGAUUGAGCAAAGCUGUCCAAACGGUUUCCAGUGGAACUCACUCGAUGCCACCUGUACGGUGCCACUCAACGAUGCCACUCCGUGUUCGCACUCCGUUGGUCCCACUAAGGCGCACGGUGGUGUGGUUAGCAGUAAAUGUCCGGCCCAGCUUGACCGUUGCCCGUUGGAAACGAAUCCGGCGGAAGAGGUGAUCCUGUUGCCGCACCCGGACGAUUGCCGUAAGUUCUAUGCCUGCGUUUCCACCGUACCAAUCGAGCUGCACUGUCCGAAGGGGCUCUACUGGGACCAUGGUGCCUGUCGGUGCGAUUUCGAGCGACCCAACGGCCAGUGUGUAGCGGAUGGAAGCCCCUGGAAGGUUAAGCAUCGCAUACGCGUGCGGGAAACGGAGGACGAUACGACGACGACGACCGAAACGCCGAUUCUGCAAUCGGGAGCACGUGGACUGAAGGCACUGUCCUCCAUCUUGCUGCUGAUUGGAACGCUGGCUUUGAAUCACUAAAACCUUCCUUCAACCUUGUUUUCCCCCCCUCAAGUCGAUAGUGUGCAUGUUAAUCGUUGAAGGAAUUGAAACAUUGUUCCUAGUGGAUAUGGAUAACAAUGGCAACGACUUCCACCUUCGAUUUCCGAGCUACGAGCAAAGUAACACGUCCAACGACAUUCCACACAACUUGCAACAAUGACGUU